AUCCGCGGUCACUCUGCACACCGAGUAAAUUGUAAAUAUUCGUAGGAACAGGAAUUCGGUAAAAAAUGAAUUGUUGCAUUUGCCAGUUUUCUGUGCGUGUUUCAAAAAAUAUACAUACUGAGACAGUAGGACGUCCGCCAGUUCUUCUCAGUGAAUUGGUUCUACAGUGCACAAAGGGCACAAAUUACGAGCUGCGCGAGGAGGCGUCGACGAUAUGCAAAAAAUGUUGUGAGAAGUUGACACGGUACCACAAGUCAAUACAAAUCGCCAGAAGGCUGCGUCUGGAGAUCUUGGAGCUGAUAAACAGUCCGUUUACCACAAAGAACCUUAGAAGGGUGGCGUCGAAGAGCGACAUCCAAGUGGAGCACAUCGACAAAUUCGAUGGCCAUGGAGACGUGAUCGAAGCUGAAGAGGAGGAGUACUUGGACCAUGAAACAGAGACAGUCGAGACAGUUGAGGACACAGAUACAAUCACAGAGGAAGAAGAGGGUGAAGAGCAUUCUUUCAUUUUAAAGGAUGCGAUUUUCGAAGAGGAAGACGAGUUUCAGUCGGUCGACCUAGAGCUAGAUAUUGAUAACGAGAUCAUUAUAAAUGAUGUGGAGGCUUUGGAAGAAGGGGAAAUGCAGCUCAACGAGGAACCAGGCGAAGCCGAACUAUUCAAGGAGGAGACGAUGAGUGAUUUUGAUGACCACCUAGAGAACACAAUUGAAUUUCUAGACUCAGAUGUCGAAGAUGACCAAGACCAGGACAGCUCGAGCGAAUACACCGUAAAUAUUCAGUGCCCGAGUUGUCCCGAAAAGUUUGGCAGCCGGCGCGGCUACAAUGCCCACACAAAGCGCGAGCACUUUCCUGGUUACGUCUGUGACCAGUGCGGGAAGACCUUGCAAUCGUAUUCCGGUUUCAUUGGGCACCUGCAGAAUCACGAGCCUGUCAAACAGUUUGCCUGCCCCGAGUGCCCCGAACGCUUCAGUCGCAAAUUCCGACUGAAACAUCACAUGGCCUGGCACACCGGAGAGACGCCCUACCAGUGCGAGGUGUGCUCCAAGCGCUUUGUCCAUAAAGUGGCCCUCUACAAGCACAAAAUGAUUCACGACAACGAGACGAAGCGGCUCGAGUGCAAGGUGUGCGGAUUCAAGACCCGAACGAAAGCCCAUUUGGAGCGGCACACGCGCUCUCACACCGGAGACAAGCCGUUCGCUUGCCCCCUGUGCAACAAGCGUUUCUCUCAAAUGUACAACAUGAAGGCCCAUCUGCGCGAGCACGAAAGUCCUGGCACCAAUAGACAUAGGCGUUUCCACUGCCCCAAAUGCACCCACACCUUCAUCAACGAACAGAACUACGCAAGCCACGUAGAGCGUAACGACUGUACCGCCGUUUAGAGAUCACAUCGAUUUGAGAUACUUCACUUUACUUGGAGACUAUUAUUUAGAUUACAGCAUGUGGACAGGAGACAGUGGGGAUGGAUGCGAAUCUCCACCACCAUUCUCUCCGAAUGAAAUCAGUUCAAUUAUGUUCUAUCCAUGUAAUGUUUUUUUUAUUAAAUCUAUAUGCAUUUCACAAAUAAAAUAUGUUUGAUAUAAUAAA
Drosophila obscura is the source of this 1584-nucleotide messenger RNA. RefSeq names its product zinc finger protein 771 (gene ZIPIC). The coding region runs from base 66 to 1379 and encodes 437 amino acids. Gene Ontology annotation, molecular function: RNA polymerase II transcription regulatory region sequence-specific DNA binding; DNA-binding transcription factor activity, RNA polymerase II-specific. Gene Ontology annotation, biological process: regulation of transcription by RNA polymerase II. NCBI's taxonomy places the organism in Eukaryota, Metazoa, Arthropoda, Insecta, Diptera, Drosophilidae. Gene Ontology annotation, cellular component: nucleus. The transcript has a single exon. The record is from RefSeq and is a predicted model, not a curated record.